AGACUCAGAAUGUAUUAAUGGAGGUAUCUCCUUUGGUGCUGGCAGGAUUAAUGUUAGUGUAUCUUGAUUCCGCUGAACAAAAUAGUCAUAUUUCAUUCCAUAUAACAAUGAUACUAACAGGAUUGCUUUAUUUUCCCCUAAAUAAAAAACAGAUGUACUCUUCAACAUGGACUUCCGGGGUGGGAAGCAACAUAUGGUAAAUCAUGUAGAGAACUCAUUGCAACAUUUGGAUACAAUUGUGGAGAAGCAUACUUCUGAGGAAGUUGCAAUCAAUGGGUUGCAACUACAGGUUUCUAUUGAGGCGGCAAAAUGCGGUGCUUUUCAAGGUGUGCCAUUUAGGGGGCAUGAUGAAAGCCAAGAUUCAAAAAAUCGAGGUAAUUUUAUUGAACUUGUUAAAUUCAUAGCAAAAUAUAAUAAGGAUGUGGCUAAAGUAAUUUUGCAUAACGCACCUCAAAAUGCACAAUAUACCUCACCAAUAAUUCAAAAGGAAAUUCUUUCUGUUUUCCCAAGAAAAGUGCAAAAUUUCAUUCGUGAAGAGAUUUAUUAAAAAAGAAUUUUGCUUACUUGUAGAUGAAUCACGGGAUAAAUCAAGAAGGCAACAAAUGGUCGUCGAUUUGAUAAAAAUGUUUUUUGGCAUCAUUCAUGUAGAAGACACUAAAUCAGCCAGUUUAUUUAAAGGGAUAUGUGAUGUUUUUUAUCAAUAUAAUUUUAGUAUACAAAAUCUCCGUAGCCAAGGAUAUGAUGGUGCUAGUAAUAAGUAGCCAGUUCAAUGGUUUGCAAGCUUGGUUUUUGGAAGAAUGUUCUUAUGCUUAUCAUAUUCAUGGCUUUGCUCAUCACUUGCAAUUGACAUUAGUAGAACAUUUUUCCAACUAUUUGGCUUCCAAUAUUGUGUGUGACUGCUUCUGCUAAAAAAGUUACAACUAAGAGGUUCUAAAACUGCUAGAGUUGGUGAAAUGAUUGCUACUGAUGAAGUUGAAACCAGUAGAGGAUAGAAUCAAACAGGCUAUUUGAAAUGUCCAGGGAGUACUCGUUGGGGUUCCUAUUUUGGUUCAAUAUGUAGUUUAAUGAACGUGUACGAGGAUAUAUGCUCUGUUUUGAGAGAGAUUAUCAAUGAUGAGAACAAUCUCUUGGUUAAAAAAUGUGCAGUGGGUGCACUGUUUGAUAGUAGGACAUCUUUUGAAUGUCUUCAUCUUACAUUUUAUGAGAGAUGUUUUAAGAUUUGCAGAUAUUCUUUGUCAAGUUUUACAAUUGUAAAGAUAAAGAUGUACUAAAUGUUAUGGAUUUUGUAUCAGCAACAAAGCAUCAGCUUCAAAAUUAUAAACAAAUUGAUGGGAAAAGUUAUUGGAUAGUGGGAAGAUGUUUUGUGCCUCAAGAAACAUAGAGAGUCUUGAUAUCGAUGCUUUCUACACAAUUGGAAGAGACCAAGCUCGUAACCAGAUCAAUCAUGUAAUAAUAGAUCACCAUUAUAGAGUUGAUGCGUUUUUGGGUGUUUUAGAUAUUUUUAAAGAGGAACUCAAUACUACUAAUUCAAGGAAGAUAUGAUGGAGAUGUUUGUUCUUGGCUCGGCACUUGAUCCAAAAAAUGACUACGAAAGGUUCAACAUAGAAAACAUUUGUAUACUUGCAAGCAAGUUCUAUUCCAUGAUUUCACGGAGAAUGAAAAAGAACUUUUGAAAAUUCAGUUGGAACUUUUUCAAUUGGAUAUUGUGGGUAUAGAUUGAAAGGUUUAUCAUCACUGCCUGAAAUGUAUCAGGUGUUGGCUACAACUGGAAAAAUUAAUAACUGUUAUCUUGUGGAUAGAUUGAUUAGUCGUAU
This is a messenger RNA of Oldenlandia corymbosa var. corymbosa, 1814 nucleotides long. Lineage: Eukaryota; Viridiplantae; Streptophyta; Magnoliopsida; Gentianales; Rubiaceae. The record is from the annotation of a GenBank genome assembly.